Messenger RNA from Menidia menidia (Atlantic silverside), 1485 nucleotides. The record is from the annotation of a GenBank genome assembly. NCBI's taxonomy places the organism in Eukaryota, Metazoa, Chordata, Actinopteri, Atheriniformes, Atherinopsidae.
AUGGUGAUGACGCAACGUCAAAGCCAUGGCGACGCCAACGCCACUUCAGCAGGAGGAGGUCCGAGUGUAGCAGUGCCCUCGAGAGGCUGGAGGGAGUUCUGUGAGCUGCACGCCAUCGCUGCAGCCCGGCAGCUGGCCGGACAGUACCGGAGCUUUGCCCGAGACCACCCGCAACAUGACGUGCUCCCGCCCGAAGCCUUCUCCAAGCAGUUCACAGACCUCUUCAGGCAGCACUUCUGCUGCGAGGUCGAUAAAGACGGCGCCCCCCUCAACCCGACCGCCUGGCCCGCCGCCUCCGGAUGCGCCUCCUCCCCGUCCCCAGCGGCCUCGCCACUCCCGUCGCACGCCGUGAUCAGCCGAUCUCGGAUCGCGUCCCUGUCCGGGGCGCAGGACUAUCGGGAGGCCGGCCGGCCUGGUGGGGGGGCCCAGCUGGUGUCCAAAGUGGAGUCGGUGGUGGUGAGCCGGGAGCAGGAGCAGCCGCUGAGGUGCGCCGCCGGGAACGCCUUCCCGGGAUCCCGCAGCAUCGUGGGCCUGUCGCCGGCGCCCUGCAGCCGCAGCAGCGAGGAGGUUUCCGGGGCCGACCAUCACCAGCCGUCCGAGCGCUACUCCUCCGACUCCUCCGUCUUCAGCCCGGGGCACGCCGACGUCACGCACUUCUCCGUCAGCCAGAUCCAACAGACGGUAAGGCGGCUCCUGAAGAAACGGCCCCUCCCCAGCCCCCGGUCGUCCCAGGACCUGUCUCCUAGCAACCCUCACCCCACCAGCAACGGCAACAAUCCGGCAAACAACUGGGACAGAGUCGGUGGAACUUCUUCCGCCAACGAAGAAGGCUCGUCCUCGUCCUCUUCCUCCCACACUUCCUCCUGUCCGAGCUCUGAAACGGCGCCCCUAGCUUCCUCACACCGCCAGGGGGUGGUCUCGCAGCUCCUCGAUGGUUUCCGCUGGUUACGCAGCCGAAGCAUGAGGCACAGGAGGCCUGAGGUGAGUGGUUGCUGUAAAGAGGGUCAACUCAAGUACUUGCUGGUGGACGACACUAUCUCGGACUCUCAGCCCCACUGGCAACGCUGCCGCCUGCUGGUCAGGAGGAUCAGGGACGCACAAAGUAGCACAGGAAGAGGAGGGGGCGAGAGGUACCAGCUGGAGCUCUACGACCCUCCAAAGGGAUCGAGUUUCACGACACCUAGAAAUGCAGCCCGAAAGCGACCCAGUCACCUACUAGGAACGUCUAAAGGAAGUCGAGCGCCUCGGAGUCAUGUGGUCAAGAUGUUUGUCAGCUCUCCCGCGCCGCCUCCUUCGUGGCUCGGCGUGGCCCCGGCUGCAGAGGAGGCUGUCACGCUGCUCUCCCCCCCCCCCACGCCGGCUCCAAUGAAAAAUGUGCCGCAUCUGUCUGCGUGGACAGUUAAACCCCACAUGAAGCAGAGUCAUGAGCGAGCCGGGCUCAAAUCGUCUAGCUCUGAGGCAGCAGUUCAGAAGCAACAGGGCUGA